This is a messenger RNA of Spodoptera frugiperda (fall armyworm), 1448 nucleotides long. RefSeq names its product transcription factor BTF3 homolog 4 (gene bic). The coding region runs from base 174 to 713 and encodes 179 amino acids. The transcript has a single exon. Gene Ontology annotation, cellular component: nascent polypeptide-associated complex; cytosol. Lineage: Eukaryota; Metazoa; Arthropoda; Insecta; Lepidoptera; Noctuidae. The record is from RefSeq and is a predicted model, not a curated record.
UAACUUGUCUCAAAUCCACCAUUUUCCCUUUGUAACUAACCGGUGUUCAAAACACGUGCGUACGAUCAAGUUACAUGGAAAACUUGUGUGAUCUCCGUGCAUAUUGAAUAAAUACUUACGCUAAAAAGUGCGCCGUGUUUCGAUAAACGCGCGUCGUGUAUUAAAACAACAUAAUGAACACCGAAAAGCUAAAGAAGUUGCAGUCACAGGUGCGCAUCGGCGGUAAGGGCACUCCGAGACGCAAGAAAAAGGUUGUUCAUGUUACCGCGGCGACAGAUGACAAGAAAUUGCAAUCAUCGCUCAAAAAAUUGUCAGUGAACACUAUCCCUGGCAUCGAGGAGGUGAAUAUGAUAAAAGAUGACGGAACAGUGAUACACUUCAACAACCCGAAAGCGCAGGCAUCCCUCGCGGCCAACACUUUCGCUAUCACUGGUCAUGGAGAGAACAAGCAGAUCGCCGAGAUGCUCCCCGGCAUCCUCAGUCAGCUCGGCCCCGAAGGUUUGAACCAGCUGAAGAGGUUGGCGUCAAGCGUCGCCGCGCCUAAACCACUCGACGAGGACGAUGAGGUCCCUAACCUAGUCGGCAACUUCGACGACGCAUCGAAGCAGGAGGCCAAGGAAGUCAUCACGAACGAGAAAGAAAAAGAGAAGGAGAAGGAAAAGGAAAAGAAACCCGAAUCAGAAACCAAAGCUGCAGAUAAAAAAACCGAUUAAACUUAGUCGGCCACAACGGUGUAGUUUUUAAUUUUGCUCACCCAGAGAAAAGGGUUUCCAAAGCCACAGAGGCGUCUCAAAUAGUUCUCAUUUUAUUUUACAUUGUGUUCCUAAAUAAAUGUAUUUUGAAUUUAUCAUUUUCUACAUUUAUUUGUAUGUGUAAAUUGUGAAUGUGUUUUGUUGGUACAGGGACACUUUUUUUUUAAUUUUUAUACUUCAUAAUGUGACUUUGGAAACCUCUCAAACAUCCUGAAUUAAAACUGCUUAACUCUUAUGCCAUGCACUAAUUCAUUAUUUUUAGUUUAUAUGUAACAUACAGCAUAAUGGGAUAUGAUACAUGUCGAUUCUCUUUUAUAAUAGGACCUAGUUAAGUGUUGUAAUGACCCUAUUGUUGAGACUUUGGCGAUAUAGGUAACUUCAAUAUAUUGAAAAAAAUAUAAAUAUACAUUAUUUUUGACAGUGCACCAUGAAAUCAUAGAGUAUAUGAUUAUAUGUAUAGUAAAGAGGUGUUGUACGCCUUAGAAUAUUUUUAAAUAUUUUCUAAAGUUGUUGAUUCAUGUCCGGAGUUAAGAUUUGCUUUCUUAAAAAAUAGUUAUAAACAAAAUAUUAGUCACAGGUAGCUCUAUAGGUUAUUGAGCUAACAUUGUAUAAAUAAAAUGAAUAAAAAUUGCAAAAAUUGUAAAUGAUUAGAGUUUUGGUAUGUGGAAAUAACAUUAAAACUUUGAUCGAAGUAAA